AACUUUCAUUUUCUAUAAAUACAACCCUGGGUGCUUACAGGCAGUUAACAGUCUGAACUCCUUCAAGACACAUCUCUUCUGUCUAUCACAAGAAAUACUUCAACAAACAUGGAAACAACUCCAGAAACGGUCGUCUGCUCGACUCCCAGCACACGGCUCCAGGACCUGACCAAGGACCCAGUGGGAAUUCAAGACCAGAUGAACCAGCUGGUAUCCCAAAACACUGGCCUCGAAGAAGAGAAGCAGAGAAUCCUGACGGCGCUACGUGCCGAGAGAACCAUCAGGAAAAAUGUCCAAAAGGACUGCAAGAACAAGGAGCAGGAGAAAAACGACGAGAUCCUCCUUCUUAAGGAAAGCUUAAAGAAGGAGAAGAACAUCUCACUUUCUGCCAAAGUUCACCUCAAGCGGGUCGUCGGGCUCUGGAAAGAGGAGCGGGAGAAAAACAAAGAGAUCCCCUUGCUCAAGGAAAGCUUAAAGGCGCAGAAGAACAUCUCUAUUUCUGCCGAAUUUGACUUCCACCGGGCUCUCGGCCUCUGGAAACAGGAGCAGGAGAAAAACAAAGAGGAGAAGAAGAACAAGAACGCAACUAUUAAAACCCUGGCUGAGGACAAUGUUCGACUGUGCCAUGUCGUUCAAGAAAAAGACGCCCUGAUUAAGAAAAUGUCAGAAGAAAAGAUGGCUUUGGAAAGAAAGACUUUGGAGGACGAAGCCGAGCAUAUGGACAAGCAACGGCAGAUGAUCCAGAGAGAAGCUGAGUUCCAAACUAAACUCACCGCUCUGGAAGAAGAAAUGGCCCAAGAGCUCGCUGCAAAGCAGAGCUUAGAGAAGCAGUAUGAGAUGGAGAAGGAGAGAAGAGAAAAGGAGUGGAUCCACCAAGGGAACCUGAUGGACCAGGAGAUCCAGCUCUUAAAAGAAAAGGUCUCAGCUCUUCAGAUGCAGAGCCACAGAGACAUGGAGACAUUGAGCAGAAGGAUGGAGAAGUGCCAGACCAAAGAGAAACAAAUGGAGAACACCAUCAACCUCCUAACAGCUCAAAACGCUGAACUUCAGGUCCAUCUGGUCCGCCUGCAGGACCUGGCUCAGAAGACUGAUAAGGAGAAGGCCUGCAUGAGAAAAGAGCAGGAAAAGGCCCAGAAGGCAGCAGAAGACAGGCUGAAAAAGGAGAGGAAAGAGGAGGAGAAGCGAGCGAAUAAACAGAAGGAGGAAAACAAGAAGCAAGAGAAGGAAGAACUGAAAAGGCAGAAGAGGGAAAAAGAGGAGAUGGAGAAACGAGUCAAGAAAGAGAGGAAGGAGCAGGAGAAGAGAGAGAAGGAGGGAUUGAAAAUACAGAAGAAAGAAAGGGAGAGAGUGAGAGUGACGGAGGAGCAGCAGAACGAGGUGAGAGAGGAUUAACUCCAUCAACCUGUCUCUCCUCCACUUCAUCUCAACCCCCCCCCCCCCCCCCCCCCCCCUAGUAACCGGGUGAUCCGGUUACCAUAGCGUUGGUGGACUCCAGGUGAUCUGGUUUCUGCCACGUUUCAAGAACUUGCAGGUUCAUUUUAACAUAGCGAUGGUGGACUCCAGGUGAUCUGGUUUCUGCCACGUUUCAAGAACUUGCAGGUUCAUUUUAACAUAGCGUUGGUGGACUCCAGGUGAUCUGGUUUCUGCCACGUUUCAAAUAUAAAAAAAUAAAUUCAUUUCUAAAAUGAAUCUCUUAUCUGUGCAUGUGUCUUUUU
This is a messenger RNA of Etheostoma spectabile (orangethroat darter), 1715 nucleotides long. Its product is annotated as calponin homology domain-containing protein DDB_G0272472-like. Lineage: Eukaryota; Metazoa; Chordata; Actinopteri; Perciformes; Percidae. The coding region runs from base 109 to 1392 and encodes 427 amino acids. The record is from RefSeq and is a predicted model, not a curated record. The transcript has a single exon.